AUGACAGAGGUGGAUGAGCUUCCCACGAGGUGGGAGGUAGAGCUUGAGUUUGUUCAGUCUCUUGCCAAUAUCCAAUAUGUCAACUGGUUAGCCCAAAACGACUACUUGUCCGACCCAGCAUUCGUCAACUACCUCAAAUACUUGAACUACUGGAAAGACGCUAAGUAUGCAAAGUACGUGGUCUAUCCAAACUGUCUCCAUAUCUUAACCCUAUUGCAGAGCGAGGAAUUCCGCAAGAGCAUAGUCAACCCCGAACUUAUUAACAGUUUGAUGAACGACAUGGUCAAGAGGUGGCAGAGUGCCGAAGAGCCUAUCGACCUGCUUGAGGAAAGGAAGGAGGAAGAGGAGAAGAAGCUGUCACCACAGAAGGUUUAUCCGAGAGAUCUGUCUACUGAGACACCUUCGAUUCAAGUAGAUGAGCCAUAG
Messenger RNA from Sungouiella intermedia, 426 nucleotides. The record is from the annotation of a GenBank genome assembly. Lineage: Eukaryota; Fungi; Ascomycota; Pichiomycetes; Serinales; Metschnikowiaceae.